Messenger RNA from Rhineura floridana, 1456 nucleotides. RefSeq names its product 5-hydroxytryptamine receptor 1F (gene HTR1F). Gene Ontology annotation, molecular function: neurotransmitter receptor activity; G protein-coupled serotonin receptor activity. The transcript is spliced from 4 exons. The record is from RefSeq and is a predicted model, not a curated record. The coding region runs from base 335 to 1456 and encodes 373 amino acids. NCBI's taxonomy places the organism in Eukaryota, Metazoa, Chordata, Lepidosauria, Squamata, Rhineuridae. Gene Ontology annotation, cellular component: plasma membrane; dendrite. Gene Ontology annotation, biological process: G protein-coupled receptor signaling pathway, coupled to cyclic nucleotide second messenger; chemical synaptic transmission.
UUGCAGCUUGGACUAUACCACUGCCCUUAGGGUCUCUCAAGCCUGCUGCUGACUGGAGAUGCCAAAAUGAAGACCAUUUCAUUGGCAUGGAAUGAGCAGACCUAGCCUGCAGAAUGGAAAAUAAGAAGCAAUCGCAACUCUUCCAAAAAUGAAUCCAGCCGGAAAUGUAUAUAACUCAGAGGAGGCCAUCACAUUAAGACAGAAAUCAGAUCAUACUGCAUAGGAUUUUUUAUGUGUACCUUGAUGUAUGGAGCUUCAAGAAAAGCUGGAAAACAUUCCCAGAGCAGCUCAACAAAGGUAUCUUUGUUAGAUAAAGACCACCUUGAAGGGAAUAAUGGAUUUCCUGAACUUUACUGAACAAAAUUAUACAUUGGAACAAAAUGGGACAUCAGAAGAACUACGUAAAAAAGUAACAUCCAAGAUCUUGGUUUCUCUUACACUUUCAGUGCUAGCAGUAAUGACAACUGUCAUCAACUCUCUAGUGAUGACUGCAAUAAUUGUGACACGGAAGCUCCACCACCCUGCCAACUAUUUAAUUUGCUCCUUGGCAGUCACUGAUUUCCUGGUUGCCAUCCUAGUCAUGCCCUUCAGCAUUGUUUAUAUUGUCAAAGAGACCUGGAUCAUGGGACAAGUGAUGUGUGAUAUUUGGCUUAGUGUUGACAUCACUUGCUGUACCUGCUCCAUCUUGCAUCUCUCAGCCAUCGCUUUGGAUCGCUACCGAGCAAUCACAGAUGCUGUGGAGUACGCCAGGAAGCGAACACCUAAACAUGCAGGCAUCAUGAUUGCUAUUGUGUGGAUCAUUUCCAUCUUCAUCUCAAUGCCACCAUUAUUUUGGCGGCACCAGUCUGCCAGCAGGGAUGACGAAUGCAUCAUUAAGCACGACCACAUUGUUUUUACCAUCUACUCUACAUUUGGAGCCUUUUACAUCCCACUGGCAUUAAUUCUGAUUCUUUAUUACAAAAUAUACAAGGCAGCUAAGACUUUUCACAGAAGGAGUGUGAGUCGUGUUCUCAAAGAAGAGGUAAAUGGACAGGGCCUCUUGGAAGCAGGUGAGAAAAGUUGCCGGCUAGCUUCAUCAGCAUCAUGCACAAAAGAUAAAACAACUAACCCUUCAGGAGAUUUGGACAGUAUCCAUAUCUCUUUGAGAAGCCCCAACUCUGAGUCCAAGAAUGAGAAAGGAUGGAGGAGACAACGGAUUUCUACCACAAGAGAGAGAAAGGCAGCAACUACCCUUGGCUUAAUUUUGGGUGCCUUUGUGAUCUGCUGGCUCCCCUUCUUUGUGAAGGAGGUGGUUGUUAAUACCUGUGAACGAUGUCAGAUUUCAGAAGAAAUGAAUAAUUUUCUGACAUGGUUGGGAUAUAUUAAUUCUCUUGUUAACCCCCUGAUUUACACAAUCUUUAAUGAAGAUUUCAAAAAAGCAUUCCAGAAACUUAUCCAAUGCAAGAGUUAUCUGUAA